Messenger RNA from Saimiri boliviensis boliviensis (Bolivian squirrel monkey), 912 nucleotides. RefSeq names its product S100 calcium binding protein A10 (gene S100A10). Gene Ontology annotation, molecular function: transmembrane transporter binding; calcium-dependent protein binding; calcium ion binding. Gene Ontology annotation, cellular component: cytoplasm. Lineage: Eukaryota; Metazoa; Chordata; Mammalia; Primates; Cebidae. The record is from RefSeq and is a predicted model, not a curated record.
GGCAGGCCCAGGGUGGGGAUGCCCUGAAAUAUUCGAGAGCGGGACCGUUCCUACUGAAGAGAAGUUUACAAGAACGCUCUGUCUGGGGCGGGCGAGGCCGCAGCUAGGCGGGUCCCGGAGCGAGAGCAGGGCGUGGACCGUGCGCCCCGGGUCGGGGGAGUCGGGGGCAGGAAGAGAGGGAGGAGACAGGGCUGGGGAGCGCCCGGCCGAGCGCCAGCCAGGCUCCUCCCGCUCCCGCGCCGCCUCCCUCUCCCCACCCGCCGCACGUACUAAGCAAGGCUCACAGCCCGCUGCGCUCGCCUCGCCGCCCCGCGUCUAGCUAGCCCAGCGUCCGCCGCGCCUUGGCCAAGGCUUCAACAGACCACACCAAAAUGCCAUCUCAAAUGGAACAUGCCAUGGAAACCAUGAUGUUUACAUUUCACAAAUUUGCUGGGGAUAAAGGCUACUUAACAAAGGAGGACCUGAGAGUACUCAUGGAAAAGGAGUUCCCCGGAUUUUUGGAAAAUCAAAAAGACCCUCUGGCUGUGGACAAAAUAAUGAAGGACCUGGACCAGUGCAGAGAUGGCAAAGUGGGCUUCCAGAGCUUCUUUUCCCUGAUUGCAGGCCUCACCAUUGCAUGCAAUGACUAUUUUGUAGUACACAUGAAGCAGAAGGGAAAGAAGUAGGCAGAAAUGAGCAAUUCCCCCGGCCCUGAUAAGAGUUGUCCCAAAGGGUCACUUAAGGAAUCUGCCCCACAGCUUCCCCCAUAUAAGGAUUUCAUGAGCAGAUCAGGACCCUUAGCAAGUGUACAAAUAAAAUCUAACUCCCAUUUGACGAGCAGAGAAAGAAAAGUUAAAUGCCAGACAAGCUUUUGAUUUUUGUAUUGUUUGCAUCCCCUUGCCCUCAAUAAAUAAGUUGUUUUUUAGUUCUGAA